This is a messenger RNA of Closterium sp. NIES-65, 3264 nucleotides long. Lineage: Eukaryota; Viridiplantae; Streptophyta; Zygnematophyceae; Desmidiales; Closteriaceae. The record is from the annotation of a GenBank genome assembly.
AUGGUUGGGUGUGACACAGGGACGGAAGGAAGCAGCUACCUCACCUUCCCCCUGCCUCCUCACCUUCCCCCUUGCCUCCUCACCCUUCCCCCUGCCUCAUCACCUUCCCCCUGCCUCAUCACCUUCCCCCUGCCUCCUCACCUUCCCCCUUGCCUCCUCACCUUCCCCCUGCCUCAUCACCUUCCCCCUGCCUCAUCACCUUCCCCCUGCCUCAUCACCUUCCCCCUGCCUCCUCACCUUCCCCCUGCCUCAUCACCUUCCCCCUGCCUCCUCACCUUCCCCCUGCCUCCUCACCUUCCCCCUUGCCUCCUCACUCUUCCCCCUGCCUCAUCACCUUCCCCCUGCCUCAUCACCUUCCCCCUGCCUCAUCACCUUCCCCCUGCCUCCUCACCUUCCCCCUGCCUCAUCACCUUCCCCCUGCCUCAUCACCUUCCCCCUGCCUCAUCACCUUCCCCCUGCCUCAUCACCUUCCCCCUGCCUCAUCACCUUCCCCCUGCCUCCUCACCUUCCCCCUGCCUCAUCACCUUCCCCCUGCCUCAUCACCUUCCCCCUGCCUCCUCACCUUCCUCCUUGCCUCCUCACCCUUCCCCCUGCCUCAUCACCUUCCCCCUGCCUCAUCACCUUCCCCCUGCCUCCUCACCUUCCCCCUGCCUCAUCACCUUCCCCCUGCCUCAUCACCUUCCCCCUGCCUCAUCACCUUCCCCCUGCCUCAUCACCUUCCCCCUGCCUCCUCACCUUCCCCCUUGCCUCCUCACCCUUCCCCCUGCCUCAUCACCUUCCCCCUGCCUCAUCACCUUCCCCCUGCCUCCUCACCUUCCUCCUGCCUCAUCACCUUCCCCCUGCCUCAUCACCUUCCCCCUGCCUCAUCACCUUCCCCCUGCCUCAUCACCUUCCCCCUGCCUCCUCACCUUCCCCCUGCCUCAUCACCUUCCCCCUGCCUCAUCACCUUCCCCCUGCCUCAUCACCUUCCCCCUGCCUCAUCACCUUCCCCCUUGCCUCAUCACGCUUCCCCCUGCCUCAUCACCUUCCCCCUGCCUCAUCACCUUCCCCCUGCCUCCUCACCUUCCCCCUGCCUCCUCACCUUCCCCCUGCCUCUUCACCUUCCCCCUGCCUCAUCACCUUCCCCCUGCCUCAUCACCUUCCCCCUGCCUCAUCACCUUCCCCCUGCCUCCUCACCUUCCCCCUUCCUCCUCACCCUUUCUCCCUGCCUCCUCACCUUCCCCCUGCCUCAUCACCUUCCCCCUGCCUCAUCACCUUCCCCCUGCCUCAUCACCUCCCCCCUGCCUCAUCACCUUCCCCCUGCCUCAUCACCUUCCCCCUGCCUCAUCACCUUCCCCCUGCCUCCUCACCUUCCCCCUGCCUCAUCACCUUCCCCCUGCCUCAUCACCUUCCCCCUGCCUCCUCACCUUCCUCCUUUCCUCCUCACCCUUCCCCCUGCCUCAUCACCUUCCCCCUGCCUCAUCACCUUCCCCCUGCCUCCUCACCUUCCCCCUGCCUCAUCACCUUCCCCCUGCCUCAUCACCUUCCCCCUGCCUCAUCACCUUCCCCCUGCCUCAUCACCUUCCCCCUGCCUCAUCACCUUCCCCCUUCCUCCUCACCCUUUCUCCCUGCCUCCUCACCUUCCCCCUGCCUCAUCACCUUCCCCCUGCCUCAUCACCUUCCCCCUGCCUCAUCACCUCCCCCCUGCCUCAUCACCUUCCCCCUGCCUCAUCACCUUCCCCCUGCCUCAUCACCUUCCCCCUGCCUCAUCACCUUCCCCCUGCCUCAUCACCUUCCCCCUGCCUCAUCACCUUCCCCCUUGCCUCAUCACGCUUCCCCCUGCCUCAUCACCUUCCCCCUGCCUCAUCACCUUCCCCCCUGCCUCCUCACCUUCCCCCUGCCUCCUCACCUUCCCCCUGCCUCUUCACCUUCCCCCUGCCUCAUCACCUUCCCCCUGCCUCAUCACCUUCCCCCUGCCUCAUCACCUUCCCCCUGCCUCCUCACCUUCCCCCUUCCUCCUCACCCUUUCUCCCUGCCUCCUCACCUUCCCCCUGCCUCAUCACCUUCCCCCUGCCUCAUCACCUUCCCCCUGCCUCAUCACCUCCCCCCUGCCUCAUCACCUUCCCCCUGCCUCAUCACCUUCCCCCUGCCUCAUCACCUUCCCCCUGCCUCCUCACCUUCCCCCUGCCUCAUCACCUUCCCCCUGCCUCAUCACCUUCCCCCUGCCUCCUCACCUUCCUCCUUGCCUCCUCACCCUUCCCCCUGCCUCAUCACCUUCCCCCUGCCUCAUCACCUUCCCCCUGCCUCCUCACCUUCCCCCUGCCUCAUCACCUUCCCCCUGCCUCAUCACCUUCCCCCUGCCUCAUCACCUUCCCCCUGCCUCAUCACCUUCCCCCUGCCUCAUCACCUUCCCCCUGCCUCAUCACCUUCCCCCUUCCUCCUCACCUUCCCCCUUCCUCCUCAUCCUUUCUCCCUGCCUCCUCACCUUCCCCCUGCCUCAUCACCUUCCCCCUGCCUCAUCACCUUCCCCCUGCCUCAUCACCUUCCCCCUGCCUCAUCACCUUCCCCCUGCCUCAUCACCUUCCCCCUGCCUCAUCACCUUCCCCCUGCCUCAUCACCUUCCCCCUGCCUCAUCACCUCCCCCCUGCCUCAUCACCUUCCCCCUGCCUCAUCACCUUCCCCCUGCCUCAUCACCUUCCCCCUGCCUCAUCACCUUCCCCCUGCCUCAUCACCUUCCCCCUGCCUCCUCACCUUCCCCCUGCCUCAUCACCUUCCCCCUGCCUCAUCACCUUCCCCCUGCCUCAUCACCUUCCCCCUGCCUCAUCACCUUCCCCCUGCCUCAUCACCUUCCCCCUGCCUCAUCACCUUCCCCCUGCCUCAUCACCUUCCCCCUGCCUCAUCACCUUCCCCCUGCCUCAUCACCUUCCCCCUGCCUCAUCACCUUCCCCCUGCCUCAUCACCUUCCCCCUUCCUCCUCAUCCUUUCUCCCUGCCUCCUCACCUUCCCCCUGCCUCAUCACCUUCCCCCUGCCUCAUCACCUUCCCCCUGCCUCAUCACCUUCCCCCUGCCUCAUCACCUUCCCCCUGCCUCAUCACCUUCCCCCUGCCUCAUCACCUUCCCCCUGCCUCAUCACCUCAGCUUAUCCCUCCCUGCCAGCUAGCUCACCUUCUCGCGGACAGCAAGGAUGGAAGCCUCGUCUGGGCCCGCAGCGAGCACCUUAGGCAGGUAGCUGACAGGGGGGAUACAGGGAAAAGAGGGAGGGAGGGGGAGGGGAAUCGAAUGUGA